Heterobasidion irregulare TC 32-1 is the source of this 1598-nucleotide messenger RNA. RefSeq lists its product as uncharacterized. The transcript has 5 exons. Lineage: Eukaryota; Fungi; Basidiomycota; Agaricomycetes; Russulales; Bondarzewiaceae. Gene Ontology annotation, molecular function: oxidoreductase activity; FAD binding. Bases 41 to 1432 code for a protein of 463 amino acids. The record is from RefSeq and is a predicted model, not a curated record.
AUCAGACACUCACAUUUCCCCUCCCUUUCUGCACCUGAGCAUGGCUGAUAUCGAAUCUUUGAAAAUCCAGGGCAAUGUGCUUUCCCCCGCAUCCGCUGGGUAUAGAGAGGCGCUCCAGCGCAACUCAGACCUGUCCAUCCUUGAGGCAGCAUACGUCAUUCAACCGGCGGUAUACACAGAUAUCCCGAUAAUUCUAUCCUAUGCCUUGUCUCACUCGCCUAGAUUCGAGAUAGCUGUCAAGGGUGGAGGCUGCCAUUCGUCGACUUGGUCGAGCACCCAGGGAGGGAUCGUCAUCGAUCUCUCUUUAUUGAACUUGGUAAAGCUGUCUGAUGACCGCAAGACAAUCGUUAUCCAGGGUGGUGCGAACUGGGGUAAUGUGUACGAAGUCGGCAGUAAAGAAGGAAUCGAAGUGGCCGGCGCGCCUUUGUGGUUCGUCGGUGUAGGCGGGUCGCUCUUGGGCGGCGCGUACGGCAAUUUGACUUCCGAGCAUGGCCUCGGGAUCGAUAACAUGGUGGCAGCGACGGUCGUCCUCGCUGACGGGCGCAUCGUGAAGACAAGCGCUACCGAAGAACCUGAUCUCUUCUGGGCUAUAAGGGGUGGUGGAAACCAGUUCGGUAUCGUCGUCGAAUUCGUUUUGAAAGCCUUCCCUUCCCCCGGUCCUUCAACUGUCGGUGCUCUGGUGUACCCAGGAACUGCGUUUGCCGAUGUGAUCCAGGUCGUUCAGGACUUUGUAUCAGCCGCAUCUGUGCAUGAGAAGGUUAGCAUGAUGUUUACCCGUCCUGGUCCACAUUUCAAGCCUACAAUUGUGAUAGCACCUUGGAUCUCGGCCGCAAGCUCCCGCUCCGCUGAAGAGAUCUUGGCUCCAUUCCGCAUCCGAGUAACGCCAACAGUUGACAGAAUAUCCUCUGCUCCCGAUCAACUCACCAUCUCCCAUUCGGCUGAUGCUGGCCUCUCUCGUGCACCCCGUCGUCUCACCAUCCGAGGGGUCGCCUUCUCGGAGUUGUGGACGGACAUGAUAACUGAGGUGUGGGUACGUUGGUGCAAGUUCACGGAAGAUAACGAAGACGCGAGGUCGAGUAUGGUUCUGUGGGACACGCGUCAAUGGGAAAAGAUUGUGCAAGUGGGGAGAGAAGAAACCGCGUUCGCUAUCAGACGUCCUCAUUAUUCUGUCGCCAUCCAGGGAAGGAACUCGCGUCCUGAGACUGACGAAGCAUCCCGAGCUUUCGUCGCUUCUACCGUUGAAUUCAUCCGCCGCACCAAUGUCGAGAAGACGGGGGACGAUCUCGGCAUCCUGCUCAACAUGGCGCAGGGCGAUGAGCCAGCCGAUGCCGUGUUUGGCUUGAACUUGCCGAGGCUCAGGAAGUUGAAAGCCAAGUAUGAUCCGGGAAGGCUGUGGACAAAAGGGUUCGUAAUCGAACCGGAGUCUGUCUGAUUGGUGCCCGGGAGCCCACCUGUCACCAGGGCAUGCAGGCAUUUAUUCAGGACGCCUUUGAAUGCUGGAAGGGCGUACCCUUGAAUGAAGUGGGCCAAAUAUGAUGUACAGUAGGGAUUCGCCCAACUUUGCAAUGAUAUCCGCUGCGCAAUCCAGAUGUUGCCCG